UAGUACUGAUAGUAGUGCGAUGCUUUUGGAGUUCUUUAUUUGGUAUCUUGAUGAGGUAUCCCUUCUAGUCUGUCGGCACUUGUUCUUCCUCCCAAAUCUUUCUGAAGAGAAUGUGGGGCAUCUUUGCAGUUACUUCAGUGCUUCAGCUGGUAUACUCCUGCUUUCCCACUCUUGAUUUGACUAAUGGUCAUCCUAAUUUCUUCCGUCGUUGGUGGAGUGACAUCUAUAGGAAGGUUUGUGUAUGCUGCUUCGAUAUCCAGUGGAUUCAGUGGAGUUGGCCUAUUCAAGAGUACCUCAAAUUAUUCUACCCACCUAUCCCUCUGUUCUUGAGUCUUGGUGAUUGUCUUGUCUUCUUUGUCCUGGACUUGUCCCUCUGGUUUACUAUAUUUUCCUGUUAGUUUCUUCGUCAUGUCAUAUAGUUGUUUGAUAUUUCCUCCUCUCAUAGCUUUUCCAAAUGUCGUUGCUAGGUCUUCCACAUGUUUCCGCUUUUCGGCUCUAAUGCUCCUUUUCACUCUCUUGUUUGCUUCCGUGUAUUUGGCUGUGACUUGUCUUUUUCUGCUCCUGUUUGCAUGUUGUUGAUUACUGUCUUCUUGUCCUUCCUUUCUUGAAUCUUGUUCGGGGUAUCAGUAGAGAUCCACUCUUUAAGCUAGUGCUUCUUUCGACCCAACGCCUCCUGGCUUAUUGAAGUUAUUGCUUCUUUAAUUCUUUUUCAGUUGUUCGCCACACUAGUUUCCUCUUCUUUGAGUAGAUCUUGUAAGGCUUGGAAUUGAUUGCUGAAAGUAUCUCGAAUUCGUUGAAUUUUUCAGCAUUUCGAAGAAGCUCUGUAUUAUAUUUUAUAGUGCUGUUUCUCUAGAUUUCUAGUGCUUCUUUGGCUUUAGUUUCGUCUUGGCCACAAUCAAGUGGUGAUUUGAAUUUAUAUCAGCUCUUCCAUUUGUUCCCACAUUUAUGAACCUUCUGAACUUCUUAUUCAACCAAAUGUGAUCGAUCCGGUUUAUUCUAGUGUGGCCCUUUGAAACCCGUUUAACUUUGUAUAUGAGUUUGUGGGGAAUAUUGCGCCACCUAUAAUCAUUUUGUUGAAAACACAUAAACUUUCAGAUCUCUCAUCAUUUUCGUCCCUUUCUCCCAGACCAUGUCUUAUGAUAUCUUUGUACCUGAUGUUGUCCGUGCCGACCUUGGCAUUUAUGUCUCCCACCGGAAUGAUCAGGUUCUUUCUUAGACACUUCUCUAUGAUAUAUUUCAGUCUUUCAUAAAACUGAUCUUCAUCGUCUUCAUUGCUAUAAUUAGUGGACGCGUAACACUGGAUAACAUUCAUUGUAAUCCCCUCCUUUUUUGAAGGAAGCUUUGAUAAUUUUAGGUCAAUGAGAUUGCCAUUCUGUAAGUGCAUUUCGUACUUCUUUGAAUAGCAUCAGUUCAACUACUUGUGUGCGCGAAGCAUUUUAUUUUUCGUAGUCAGAGUACAACAGCACCUUUCCCGAACCUAACCUUUUCUGUCUAGCUUUAGUUGCUCUAGUUGUCAGAGGGGACGUCGGCCCCAUGACUUCUGUUGAGGAUGUUAGAUCCCAAAACUCACUUGGUAAUUACCUUAUUUUCGUAAUUCUAUUUUAAAAAUUUGAAUUUCCUGUUUUCGCGCCAACGAUCUCAUUAUUUUUACCUUCAUUUCGUAUUUCCUACUUGGGAGGAUCUUAAACGCUAUUGGUUCGUUGUAUCUUUUAGUAUGCUAUUUUGUAACGCUUCCCAAAGACAAUUUUAUGCUGUAUAUAUACGUUUGACUUGUGCUUGUUGUUGUAGUUCGUGCUUCUGGCUGCUUGUGGAGUAUAUUCCUCUUUUCUGAACAUGAACUUCUCUCUAGUUAACGGGGCUGGGACGCGUCGAAAUAGCUAGCUUAUCUGCCAUUAUGUCACAGUCUUCGUUCCGUUCUCAGAUUAGGUAAACUCGUAAUGUCUUCAAACAUAGCAAGUUCUAAAGAAUCUCCGCUUUCACCAUGAGGCUCCAUGACACUUCUAAAUAAAGAUCCUUCAACUCCCGAAGCAGGGUUUAAAUGGUCUAAGUGAUUUUCUCUCGUUAGCGUCUUUUAGCAUGGUUGUUUUCUACGAUUACAAAUCCAACUCUCUAGUUCUAGGAGAAUUUUUUGUGGGUACUGAAAGUUCUGGAUAACAAGUACCAAAUGUUCCUUUUACAUUUUAUUAGGAUGUCAGCUGAAAUUAGUCUGAAAACAUAAUUGUUUAUUCCAUGUUUUCCUCAGAUAGGAUAUCCACAGUUUAAGUCUUCUUUGAAUCAUUCCCAAUCUUGAUGCUGUGGAAUGCACACCAAAUAUUUUCGCUGUCACAGUUGGUACAUUAAGGUUACAAUAUUUCUGUGAGAUCAUUUAACAAGAGUUUGUAACAAGAAUCUUGUUUUAGUUCUAAGGUGUGAUAUAGGGACAAGAUUCUUCGAGACUAUUUAUCAUUUUCUCCCUGAUCUGCUGAUCGUCAUUCACUUUACAGUUAAAUAGGUUCAAGUGGAUUUAUUGCUGCCACAGGACUUCUGAAUUAGUCCCAGUUUGAAAGAGUGAUUCACCUUGGUUCGAUACUCGUAUAAUAUUAUUAAUCCUUGAAAAAGUGCAUCUUGAAACCGACUGUAUGAAACCGCUUAGUUGCUAAGUUGUAACAAAAGUCUUUAGGUAUUGAUAAUUCACCAUGUCAUCGGGUCUUACUGCGGUGAGAUAGGAAGUUUUUAAUCCGAGACCUUAUCAAAGGAUUAAGUAUACAAAUAAAAUACUUCAUAAACGCAAAUUUUAUAGGUUAUAUAAAUUAAAAGUGAUAUAAUAAGUAGGAAACAUUUUUCGAAUUCGCAAUUAUCGCUCGUACCGUUGAAAGAUUAUUUUCCUAGUGGUUACACAAUAACUUGUUGAACUAGUUGAAUUAACUAGAAUUAAUCCAAGGAGUAGGGUGGGGUAAACCAAAUUUGAUUUUAGGUACUGAGUUUCUCAGUACAGAGUCAAGUGUUUUGUUAACAUGCCUAACUAUUCAUCGUUCUUCUUCCUGGGAAUAUUCCUGCUACAGACGUUCGUUAUAAGACAGAUCAUAAAUAUUAUUCAAAGGAUUGUGCUUUCCGACCUAAAGUUUCCAUAUUGUUUUAGAUAUAAUGCUUUCUUAUUUCGACACCAUAAAAUUCAUUUAUUUCACUGUAAUUUGAAGGGUUUUUCUACGAACGGUCAGCAGCAUUUUUGUCAUAUAAAAUUCAAAGGUCAAGCAAAGAUGAUUGGAAUAAUAAAGUGACAUCUGGUGUGUUAUAUUUAGUAAUUAAUUUAAUAACUAACUGGCUUGUACCUUAGCGAUUUUAAUUUUUACUAUGUCAUCAUUUGACAUAAUCAUUCUCUCUCAAAAUAAAUCCAAAAAUAUCUAUAGGGAAUGAACAGUUACUUAAUUGUUUUACAGAUGCUUUUAAUGUAUCUAUGGCCCAAAUUAUAAUUUAUUAGAAAGUCUUCAUUAAUCAUAUCAGGAAUAUUAUGUUUCAGACUGUCAUCGAGUGUUUGAAAUAUUCAGCAACUGGAGAACUACCUCCUGGAUCGAAAACUGGGUGUUCAUUUAUCCAUGAUCCUAGAAUAGCACAAGAAAGUGAAGUGAAAGCCAAAGUCACUCUUCAAAUUCGUGACGUUAAAGGUUGUCCUAUGGUUGUUUCACGAGCACUUAUGGCAACACAGCGUGAUAAAACAAAGCAAGGGACUUUAAAAACUCUGGAUGGAUCAAUAAAACGUCAGUACUCAGACGGACGUGUUACAAGUGUCAGCCUACGAUGUACUGACCUAGAUCAGGAAAUGGUUACAAGUUUGGGUGUAUCAAAAGCUGUCUUGGAAAAUGUUAUCUUUUGUCACCAAGAAGAUUCCAAUUGGCCUUUACAAGAAGCGAAAUCGGUAAAACAACGUUUCGACGAUUUGUUUGCUUCAUCACGUUAUGUGAAAGCACUGGAUGCCAUUCGGAAGUGUAAACAAGACAAUGAUGGCAAUGUUAAAUUAUAUAAAACUGAGUUGAAACAUUUAACCAAAAAUCGUGAUGAAGCUUUGAAACUUCGUUCUGAACGAGAAGAAACACUUCAUUCAAUUGAAAAACAGGAAAAAAAUCUAGAAGAAAUAUCUGCAAAGCUUCAACCUGUCGUUGAACAACUCAACCGUUAUAAAGAACGCUACGCAGAACUAACAAAACUACAAGCUGAAAUCAAGUCUUGUGAAGCUGAACGUGCUCAUUUAACAGACACAAUAAAUAAUUUAAUGUUAAACAUACAGAACGAGUAUCAAGGAAGUGAUGAAGAAUUAAAGCGUUUGAUUGAAGAUGCUGAGACAGAAUACGAAAAGAAAAUUUUUCUGUUGAAUCAAUCUGAAAAUAUAUUACAAAGAAAACGUAAAGAGUUAAAUACUUUGGAAACGAAUCAAACAAAAACUAUUGUUGAGAAAACACAAAUUGAAAUGGAGGUUAAGCGUUUGAAUGAAGCAAUAAUCAAUCGUGAUAUGAUCUUAGCCUCGAUCGUUACAAAUUACAUUCCCGGUGAUAAGUAUGCAGACGUGAAACAAUUCACCGAUGAGGAUGUGGAGUAUAUUGUGCAGUUCGUUGAUGGAUUACUACAUGAACAUGAAAAUCAAUUAACAGAAGUGAAGCUGCUAUCGGCUAAUGAAGAGAGGAAAGCUCAAACUGAUGUUGAUGUUGUUCGAGAUGAAUUGGCUGCUCUAAAACAAAAAAUACAAACUAUAAAACGUAAUUAUAAUCAACGAUCAUGUGAAAUGAUUAGUGUUGAAAAACGCUUAGAAAAUGAACAUUCAUUAAAUGAACGUAUUGAAAAAGUCAGAGAUCAAUUUCAUAAAUCUGAAAUCACCAUUCAAGAUUUAAAUACGGAUCAUGAAUUGAACAACUUACAUCAAUCCAUAACAGAAUCGCUGGGAAAGAAAAAGGAACUGGAACAUACGAUCAGUUUACUAGACGAAAAAAUUGCGACAUUUCAAAAAAGUGCCAGUAAGUAUCGUGAGUUAGAACUCAUGCAGAAAGAACGAGCAAAUAAACUUGAAGGGAUACGCAAAAUACGAAGUCGUCAUGCUGAAGCAUUGGAACAAGUUUUCGCUGGCUCUGUGAUUCCUUUUGUAGCUACAGAAAAGUCACUUGAAGAACAAGCGAAUCCUAAUAAUAUUCGAUCGUUUAUUAAUGAUCAAACACGUUUAAAGGUUGUAUUCUGUAAACGACUUGAUGAAUUGGAACAGUCAACUAGAGAGACAAGAAAACAGUUGGCUAAAAUUGAGCAAGAGCGCUCAUCGCUUGAAGCUACUUCUAAAUUUACCAGAAAUCAUCUACAAGAAAAACGAGAUCAACUGAAAAUAUUAGAAGGAAAGCUUUUAUCUGUACCUGGAGCAGAUGAUCUGGAACAAACUCUUAUUAAUCUUCAAGAUAGACGUGGCUCUUUAGAGGAAGAAUAUGCAAACGAACAAGGAAGUGUAUUUUUGUGGUGUAAAUUUCGUGAUCGAUUGUCUCGUGUAGAUUCUGAUUGUCCAGUAUGUCAUCGAUGCUUUGACAGUGAUGCAGAACGUGAUGAAUUAUUAAAUGAAAUUGAUAACCGAAUAAAAACGUUACCUUCUGAAUUUGAACGUAAAAAGCAAGAAUUGAAAGAAAUCGUUUCACGUCUUGAAUCAUUGGUUGAAUUACGUCCUAUAAGUUUAGAGAUCAAAAAUCUACAUGAGGAAGUAAUCCCUGCUCUAGAGUUAAAAAUUAAAGCUGAAUUAGAUAAACUUACUGAUGUACGCAGUCAACGAGAUAAGACAAGUGCUCUACUUGAAACAUAUCAAGCAGAUGAAUCUUUAGCAAAAACAGUACAAGGUGAUUUGGCAAUAUUAGAACGCUUAGAAAAUGAAUCUUAUGAAUUAACAGUUAAAAUUAAUCAAUUCAAAUAUGAAUUUACAGAUAUAACAACAGAUUCUCAAUUAAUUGAUGGGUUGCAAGAGGAAAGAAAGUCGUUACGUGAGUCAUUACUAACAAUUUCUGAAACUAUUGAGCAGAAACAAAAGCGUGUUGAUCAGUUGAAUCAGGCUCAACGUGAGGCGGUCAGUGAAAUGCAUAGACUUAAAGAUCAAAUGCAUAAGUUGCAGCAAGAGAAUUUAGAUAAUGUUCAACUGAAGAAUGAUCUUUCUCGUCUAACUCGUGACUGUGAAAUUUUGAAAAAAGAACUAUCUGAAUUAGAAUCUGAGCAACUUCCAGCUGUUCAUCGUCGAUGGACUGAAGCAUGCGAUGAACGCAGUCGUAUUACUAAGAUCCGUGAAGAAAAUAUUGAACAAGCUACUAGAAAGGUUAAUGAAAUUGGUGAAAAACUGAAGAAGCUGACUGACGCAUGUACUUCGGUCAAAUUUGCAUUCGAUUCUCAACCCUUAGAACGAUUGAAGGUGAUUCUUGAAACUGUAGAAGAACUUCAAAAGAACUUAUCUCUUGUCAAAUCUGAGGCUGACACCUGUAGUCAAAAUAUCGAACUCUUAAAAAAACAAAUCAACGAACAUAAAAUGCGUCAGCGAGAAUUGGCGGAUUGUGUCCAAGUUCGUCAACUACGUUGUCAACUUAGCUUUCUCACAGAACGAACAGAAUCCCUUGCCAAAAAUCAAAUGAUUUGUGAUAAUAUUCCUUUAUCAGAUCAGGAUUUAAUUAACGAAACUAAACGUUUAUCAUUAGAAGAGGAAAAACUUCAUUCACUUAAACAAGACAUAUCCAAUCAACUAAGUGAAUUAAACGCAAAACUCUGUUAUCUUAAUCGUGAUUUGAAUGAAAAAUAUACCAACGCUGACAGUGAAUAUCGUGAUAUGAUGUAUCAGCUUAAGACUUCAGAAUUAGCUUGUUCGGAUUUGGAACGAUAUUAUAAAGCUUUAGAUAGAGCGAUAAUGUCUUAUCAUGCUGUUAAAAUGGCUGAUCUAAAUAAAAUUAUCCGAGAAUUAUGGCGCAGUACAUACCGUGGCAAUGACAUCGAUUACAUUGAGAUAUGUAGCGAAGAAGAUACAGCUGCUGCUUUGAAUGUUUGCAGAACGCGAAGAACUUAUAAUUACCGUGUGGUUAUGGUGAAGACAACAACAGGAAGCAUGUCAGUUUCUCGGCCGAAGUCAAAAAACAACAUUUCAUGCAAUAACGAAGCCCGUUUAGAUAUGCGUGGACGAUGUUCAGCUGGGCAAAAAGUUUUAGCCAGUUUAAUCAUCCGUUUAGCACUGGCUGAAGUAUUUUGCCUACAUUGUGGAGUACUUGCUCUUGAUGAACCAACGACAAACCUCGACCGAGAAAAUAUUGAAAGUUUAGCUUAUGCUCUGGUAGAAAUUAUAAAAAACAGGAGCCGUCAGAAAAACUUCCAGUUAAUCGUUAUCACACAUGAUGAAGAUUUCGUCGAAUUACUUGGUAGAUCAGACUACGUGGAAAACUUUUUCCUAUUAUCACGUGAUGCACAAGGUUUAUCAGAAAUUAGAAAAGUCCCUAUUGGAGAACAUUUUCAUUAAAAUAUACAUAUUGUUUAUUUAAAUUAUAUAAAUGAUUUCAUGAGAACUUCUUACUUGUUAAAUCACUAUUGUCUAGCUCAUAUUCCUCUCAUUGUAUAUGAAAAAACAAUUAACGGUUAUUCUGA
Messenger RNA from Schistosoma guineensis, 7605 nucleotides. Lineage: Eukaryota; Metazoa; Platyhelminthes; Trematoda; Strigeidida; Schistosomatidae. The record is from the annotation of a GenBank genome assembly.